Molecule: messenger RNA, 3700 nt
Organism: Drosophila bipectinata
Lineage: Eukaryota; Metazoa; Arthropoda; Insecta; Diptera; Drosophilidae
Gene: Herc4
Product: HECT and RLD domain containing E3 ubiquitin ligase 4
Molecular function (GO): ubiquitin-protein transferase activity
Source: RefSeq, a predicted model, not a curated record
UGUUUUUUUGUUGUUGCGCUUUUGAGUUUCAUUAUAAUUUAUUUUUUCUAGAACAAAAAAUGCAAACGUAAAUUUCUGUGUAAGCUCACUAUACACGGCAAGGAUCCCAGGAUUACACGACUCAGGGCAUUACAGGAUAAGGCAUGCGAAGAAAUCAAGACCCACAAACCAAGAAAGACGGCGAAAGAACCAAAGCGAGAACCUUUUAUCAAAAGCUGAGAAGUCCCCAAAGAAUGUAGCGUCUAAUUAGGGGACUUUCUCGAAAAUUCUCCCUUGAACCAACACAACAUUUCAUUUAACCAAAAAGCGUGGGGAACUGAAGAAGAAUGACAGCCGGCACAGAACUGUACUGCUGGGGGAGCACCUCCCACGGACAACUUGGUCUUGGCGGAAUCGAGGAUGAGCAGAUUCUUACCCCUAGUCAAGUCCCUUGGACGCCGGACUCUGCCAUAACACAGGUGGCCUGUGGACACCGGCACACACUGUUCCUGACCGCCAGUGGAAAAGUGUACGCCUGCGGAAGCAACGACCACUCCCAACUGGGUCACGAUUUGCCCACCAAAAGGCCACGUAUGUCGCCAUUUUUGCUUAUACCUGAGCUGCAGGACUAUGUGAUUAUUCAGAUUGCCUGCGGAAGUAGGCAUUCGAUGGCUCUUUCGGAGUGGGGUCAAGUCUUGAGUUGGGGAGACAAUGACUGCGGACAGCUGGGCCAAGCCACCGACCAAGACAUCGUGCAGUUGCCAAAGAUUGUGCGCCAAUUGGUAUCCAAAACUGUGGUGCAAAUUGCCUGUGGCAACAAUCACAGCCUAGCUCUGACCAGUUGUGGCGAGUUGUAUUCGUGGGGCUCCAAUAUAUAUGGCCAGCUUGGCGUAAACACCCCAAAGGAUAUGGAGCAUUGCAACCAACCCGUGCGGUUGAGCACGCUGCUGGGGAUUCCAGUCGCGGCAAUUGCUUGCGGUGGGAAUCACUCCUUCAUUAUCUCCAAAUCCAGUGCUGUGUUUGGAUGGGGUCGAAACAACUGUGGGCAGCUGGGAUUAAACGAUGAAACUAGUCGAUCUUAUCCCACACAGCUUAAAACACUGCGAACCCUGGGCGUUCGAUUUGUGGCCUGUGGGGAUGAGUUUUCCGUUUUCUUGACCAACGAGGGUGGAGUCUUCACAUGCGGAGCAGGAGCCUACGGCCAAUUGGGACACGGGUUUGGAGCCAACGAAAUGCUGCCAAGAAUGGUGAUGGAACUUAUGGGAAGCACCAUUACACAAGUGGCGUGUGGAAAUCGUCAUACAUUGGCAUUGGUACCGUCGCGCGGCAGAGUUUAUGGUUUCGGAUUGGGUAGCUCUGGACAGCUGGGAACGAGGAGUACAAAAAGCUUAACACUACCACAAGUGGUGAUUGGUCCUUGGGUAUCCCCAAGUGGGUCAGCUCUUCUUCAGUCCAACGAUGCAAAGGUCUCUGUGGUGAUCCAUCAAAUAUUCUCUGGCGGAGAUCAGUCCUUUGUGAGCACCACUCUGUUUGUGGAUAAAGUGCCGCCCGAGGAUCAAAGAAACUACAAGCCCAAGUCCCAGAUCCUUGCCUUAUCAGAAGACGUCACCAAGCAGUGCACCCGUUUCAAGCAAAACGAUCAAAGCGAUUUGGAUUUGCUGAAUUCAAUCGAGUUGAUAUUCAAAAGUCAGGCUUGUCUAAAUGCUUCCUUCCUACUUGACAACGACCGGCACUUUGGAUGCUCCGUACGGAAUUAUGGAUUGGAUCUUAAAGCUGCCCAAUUGGCAUUCGAUCAUUUACGCAACGUGGAAAACGAGAGCAUCAAACAAGUGAUAUGGGAGAACAUAACGAAGGAGUUGAUAGGAUCACUGGUUGCUUCGCCGGCGGAUGUCGAAAGUAUGCGUCUUUAUCUUCUGUUGCCGCUCUACCACGAGUUCGUCAACUCGAAACACUACAAGUCACUCCAGGUGCCCUUUGCCCAUGCCAUAUUUAAGCUAACGGAGAACCCACGAAAAGUUCUUAUGAAGUGGUUGGCCCAAACGCCGGCGGAUUACUUCGAGCAUAUUGUCCAAAACUUCUUGCAUGUAGUCAUUCAUAUUAUAAGUUUUAAAAUGGGUUUGGCGGCCAUCAAUUCCUCUGCCGAGAGACAACAAAGGUUGCUACCAUACAACAAGGAACUGGAGACAAUCCUGAAAAUGAUGCAGACCCUUUGUGUGAUAAACAAUUUGCGGGAUGUUAAGCUAAACUACCAACUAUUUUACUGGCCAGAUCUGUCCGAUUACGCUGACGUGCAGCAGGAGUACGUCAAGUGGAUCAUGGCCGACACUGCCAGCGAAUUUAAUAUUUGCAACUUUUCAUUCCUCUUCGAUCCGUCUGCCAAGACGGCACUACUCCAAGCUGAUCAGGCACUGCAGAUGCACUCUGCCAUGGCCAAUGCGGCUUCAAAUGCAUUUUAUAACCUCCUUAAUUAUGGACUGCCUGUUUCCCAUUUUAUUGUACUGAACGUGACGCGGGAGAAUCUGGUUCAGGAUUCUUUGCGAGAGCUGCAACGCUACUCGCAGACUGAUCUCAAAAAGCCACUAAAAAUUAAGUUCCACGGCGAAGAGGCUGAGGAUGCCGGCGGUGUGCGGAAAGAAUUUUUCAUGCUACUUUUGAAGGACCUUCUCGAUCCCAAGUACGGGAUGUUUAAGGAAUACGAAGAGUCGCAUCUUCUCUGGUUUGCAGAUCUCAGCUUUGAGACGGAAAACAUGUACUUCCUGAUUGGCGUACUCUGUGGCCUGGCCAUUUACAACUUCACCAUCAUUAACCUGCCAUUUCCGUUGGCCCUGUUCAAGAAGCUGCUGGGAAAACCAGUAGAUCUGAGUGAUCUUCGUCAGCUUUCCCCACCGGAAGCCAAUUCCAUGCAGUCAAUACUCGACUACGAAGGCGACGACUUCAAGGAGGUCUUCGACUUGACAUUCGAAAUAUCGCGGGAUGUAUUUGGAGAGUCGGAGAUGAAGUGCCUUAAGCCCAACGGCAAUGAAAUGCCCGUAACGCUUGAAAAUAGGGAAGAGUUUGUCAAUCUGUAUGUGGACUUUGUUUUAAACAAGUCGGUGGAAAUGCACUAUAAUGCUUUCCACAAGGGCUUCAUGAAAGUGUGCUCCGGUCGUGUGAUUCACAUAUUCCAGCCGGAGGAGCUAAUGGCUGUGGUGGUUGGAAAUGAAGACUAUGACUGGCAAGCGCUCCAGGAUAACUGUGUAUACCGAGAGGGGUAUACGUCGGGCGAUGAGACUAUCAAAUGGUUCUGGGAGGUGAUCCAUGAUCUGACUGAGGCCGAAAAAAAGAGUUUCCUCCUUUAUUUAACCGGCAGUGAUCGUAUACCCAUCCAGGGCAUGAAGGCGCUUAAGAUGUCUAUCCAACCGACGCCCGACGAACGAUUUCUUCCCGUGGCCCACACCUGUUUCAAUAUGCUAGAUUUGCCAAGGUAUAAGACGAAGGAACGUCUCAAAUUUAAGCUCCUCCAGGCCAUCCAGCAAACGCAAGGCUUUAGUCUGGUCUGAACCCAAGGGUGUAGCCCCUCAAUAACGUUGACUUUCAUGUGCAGGUAUUUUUCACAGUUUCCCCAACAGAAUUUAGCCCUUUUUGGAUUGUUACCUUAAUAUAAGCAAAAACCACAUGUAACACACAUUUGUCAUUGAUCAAAUCAAAUAGAAUAAUAAUGUGUUAUAGCUUUAAUGUUUAA